AUGUCGACGAAGACCAAAGGAUUACUCCAACGCUUACAUGAUGGAGAAUUCAUCAUUUGUGCUGAAGGUUAUAGUUUUUAUUUUGAAAGAGAAGGAUAUCUUCAGUUAGGACCUGGUGUUCCAAUGAUUGUGAAAGAGCAUCCCGAACUGGUGAAGAACAGCUACAGAACUUUUGUUCGUGCCGGAAGUGACGUAGUUUUAGCGUUUACGUACUAUGGGCAUCGUGCAAAACUAGCUGUUAUUGGCAAGGAAGAUCUGGUAGAAGAAAUUAAUAAAUCAGCUCUACGCAUGGCACGUGAAGUUGCCGACGAAACAGGAACCCUGAUGGCGGGAAAUCUCUGCAAUACUAACAUAUAUAAUGCAGAUGACGCUGAAAGGAUUGAACAGAUAAAGGAAAUGUUUAGGGAACAAGUGGAAUGGGCUGUGGAAGCAGGUGCUGAUUUCAUUUUGGCUGAAACAUACACCUACUAUGGUGAAGCUUUAUUGGCUUUAGAAACGAUCAAACAAUACGGAAAAGGACUACCUGCAGUACUGACUCUUGCACCGUUUGUGGUUCCCACCAAAAAUGGACACGCGGUUACAGCUGAUAAAGUACUCUUGAGUGAUGCAUGUGCGAAGUUGAAAAGUGCUGGAGCUUCGGUGGUUGGUCUAAACUGUGGACGUGGACCUGACAGUAUCAUACCAUUAAUGAAAGAAAUAAAAGAUGCUUGUCUGUUAGGUCCAUUGGCUGCCAUUCCAGUACCAUACAGGACAACAAAAGAAGAACCAACUUUCUUCAUGCUCAAGGACCCAAUGACCGAUAAACCAGUAUUCUAUAGUCACGACACUGACAUAUUUUACUGCUCUCGAGAAGACAUCAAACGGUUUGGAUCCACAUGCAAGGAAAUGGGUAUUCAGUUUGUUGGUGUUUGUUGUGGAAAUCGGCCAUUCUACACGUGUGCUUUGGCAGAAUCUCUUGGAAGGUCGCCAGAAGCCAGUCUCUACACGCCUGAUAUGUCCAGGCAUUAUGUGUAUGGUGUAAACCCAAAGGUGAAAAAAAGACGUGGCUGA
Molecule: messenger RNA, 1050 nt
Organism: Saccoglossus kowalevskii
Lineage: Eukaryota; Metazoa; Hemichordata; Enteropneusta; Harrimaniidae
Product: betaine--homocysteine S-methyltransferase 1-like
Molecular function (GO): methyltransferase activity; zinc ion binding
Source: RefSeq, a predicted model, not a curated record